Molecule: messenger RNA, 819 nt
Organism: Fomitiporia mediterranea MF3/22
Lineage: Eukaryota; Fungi; Basidiomycota; Agaricomycetes; Hymenochaetales; Hymenochaetaceae
Exons: 1
Coding region: 1-819 (272 amino acids)
Source: RefSeq, a predicted model, not a curated record
AUGCCAUUGGAGCCACCAUACGACUCGACCCACAGGUUCCAAAACUCUUCACCCACGCAAUACCCAGCGAAUGUCGGAGAACUGGUUCCCAAUGUAUAUCAACAGCAGCAGUCUAAUGCUCUACCACCGCUACGCACUGUCUGCAGUAGACGAGCACUGCAUUCGCAGCGUCCACCCAGUGAUUCACCGACUUUUCAGCCUUUGCUGGUACCAAGGAAUGUGUCUCAUAACCGCAACUCUGCGCCGACGACAUCGUCCGACCCUGGGCUGUCAUUUCCCGACCACCAUAUCGAACUUGACCAAGGAGAAAGCCUCCAUGACGUUCUGUCCAAGCCGAUGUUCCACGGUCCCCACACUCAACAUCUGGAAAAUCCGUGUCAUUGCAAUAACAUCAUCUGCACGCUAUUUGGAUCAAAUCACCCAGUAAUGAACGAGCCUGCGACCCGAGCACGCUAUUCGCGUAUCCACGUAGUGCUCGGCCCUUUCUCCUUCUACGUUGAUGGUCGUAAAAGCUCUCGCACUGGAGGCUUGAAACCUGUCUCUGUACGCGAACUUCUUAACGCAAUUCAUGAACGCCUGCACAUGCAGCUUAGCGGACUUUUCCCAGUACACUUCCCUUUAGAGCAGAGGCCCACUAUUGUCACUCAAAUGAUUCAACAUGCGACACAUAGAACUGGAUGUAAGCUGGAUUACGUUCGUGCGCCGCCACGAUUGCUUGUCGAUUUUAUCCAGAGAAACAAUUUUGAUAUUACUAGUCCCGCUAUGUAUCUUAAGCGUCUCCAGUCUGAUCCGGCCACGUUCAAAGUCGGUUUGGUUUAG